Polyodon spathula (Mississippi paddlefish) is the source of this 3749-nucleotide messenger RNA. Its product is annotated as protein sprouty homolog 3-like. NCBI's taxonomy places the organism in Eukaryota, Metazoa, Chordata, Actinopteri, Acipenseriformes, Polyodontidae. The transcript is spliced from 2 exons. Gene Ontology annotation, biological process: negative regulation of Ras protein signal transduction; multicellular organism development; negative regulation of fibroblast growth factor receptor signaling pathway. Gene Ontology annotation, cellular component: cytosol; membrane. Bases 516 to 1361 code for a protein of 281 amino acids. The record is from RefSeq and is a predicted model, not a curated record.
ACACACACACACACACACACACACACACACACACACACACACAUAAGUACAUCCCACAGCCACUGGCAGACUUUAAACAGACCUUUAAGAAUAAGAAUAUAUACACAAGCAGCUGAACAGAUAGAGAUAAACAGAGAGAUAGCUUCCAGCCUUUAAAUUCUUUUGAGGGAAAACAUCAUUGUUGUUUAACAAAAGAAGGGAAUAUUUCAUUCAGGAUUUUCUGGGAAAAAGUACCAGAUCAAACUCUACUUUUUGAUUGGAAUUUGUAGACUUUUCUUUUUUUUUUUGGUGGUUGUUUUUGAGAUGUUUGCAGAAGAUUCUGGGUUUGCAUUGAUUGGACUGUCCAGGCACUUUGAAAAGGAUAAGAACAUUCAAGGUUGACUAGGGGAAUUUCUCUGUCUACUAAGUGAACUCUUGCCAGUAUGGAUCUACAUUGUUACAGAGGUUUCUCAGAUGUACCCUGAUACUAGAUCCUGAGUGACCCGCACAGUCCAAGGAAACUCAACAGCUGACUGAUGAUGGAGCCAGACCUUGUGGACCUGCAGCAGGUGCAGGUUCUUUCCAUCGACCAGAUCCGAUCCAUCAGGGCCCAUAAUAACUAUGUGGACAGGCCAAUAACAUCAACUACCCAGUCCAACCCAUCCGUCUCUCAGCAGCAUCAGAAAAUUGAGUGGACCCAGGAACGGCAAAAUCUCCACCGUAGCCAAAGCCAUCACCACCAUCCUAAUCACAGCCACCAAACCCCAUCCAGCACAGUUAGUUCAGUUUCCUGGAGCAGCACAGCAUCAGAACAGAGACUGCUGGCUGGCCUGACCCCUUCUCAUUCUGGUCCCGUCAUUAUCCGGAUUCAGCCCAAGGGUGAAGUAAAGCCAGAAGAUCUGGUGAAAGGUGUGGUGGACAGUCCAGACCUUAGCCAGCACCUCUUUAUCUGUGAGCACUGCGGGAAAUGCAAGUGUGAGGAGUGCAGCACCCCUCGGACCCUUCCAUCCUGCUGGCUCUGUGGACAAAGGUGUCUGUGCUCCCUGGAGAAUGCUGUGGAGUAUGGCACCUGCCUCUGCUGCGUUAAGGGAAUCUUCUACCACUGUUCCAGCGACGAUGAGGACAACUGUGCUGACCAUCCCUGCUCUUGCAGCCAGGGCCAGGCUUGCUCCCGUUGGACAACCAUGGGCCUUCUCUCUGUCUUUCUGCCCUGUCUUUGCUGUUACCUCCCCGCUAAGGGCUGCCUCAAGCUCUGCCAAAGAAGCUACGACCAAGCCAAGAGGCCUGGCUGCCGCUGCAGCAACACCAACACUGUUUGUCGGAAGAUCUCCUCCUCCUCAGGCCCAACACCCUUCCCAAAAACCCUGCAGAAGCCUGUAUGACCUCCAAAUGUGGCAUUGAAAGACAAAGGAUUCCCAAACCAUAGGGUCACAUUAGUCUAACCAAACUAAAGCUUAAAAACAAUAAUAUAAAAAUAAAAAAAAACACCGGUAACUAUAACAAUACCGUAUAACGUUGCCUUUUUUUGGUUGGGGGGGCGAGGGAGUUUGCACGUUAUAUAUUUACAAGGAAAAACCCCCCAAAGGGUAUCUGCUUGUAGCAUACAGGGUAUAUAUACAGAUAGCUUUAAAUAGCAGUGUGGUUGGAAGAAUGAAGAUCUCAUUAGCUCAGGUCCUACUGGAUGUUGGUGCCUCCAGACACAGUGGGGUUGGUGUUCAUUUGUCCAUAUGGCGUUUAGAUGGACUAUAGGAACAUUCCCCGGAGUGACAAUGAACUCAAUAUACAUUUGUAAUAAAGAAUUAAAGGGACAACCAAAGCCAACUCAAGUUUGGAAUAAUUAUUAUGCACUGCAACAAUGUGGGACUCGAAGAGGCAUCUGCCAGAGGUUCUUAGAAUGAGAGUGUUCUCAUUAAAGAAGGAUCAAUGGUCAUUCAGCAGCUUCUGUUGGGAUCUCUGAUCUCUCCCCUAUGGAAGUUAAAUCUUACAGAGGCCUUUUCAGAACCACUGUUACAUUUAGCACUCAUUUCAUUUAUAAAAUUCCUGAGAAGGAGGACCGGAAUGACCAGAAGUCAAUGUAGAGCAAAGGAUUUCACAGUAGCAGCAGCAAUGUCAGUGCUGUUGCUGUUAUUUGUUUAAGGAAUUGUCCCCAGAGAAGAUAUGGUGCCAGAUUUCUUUAGGGUUGGCCACAAAUGUAAUUUAAAACUUCUUUACUGUGAACCUAAUGGGACCAACAGACCUGGUUCAUACAGGUUAUGUAUUAUUGAGAUUUGCCUCUGGAACAUCUAUUUCAGCAUGAAGAGACAAUACAUGGGCCAGUGAAAAUGUUUAAAGAGGUACCAUGUAUCUGCUGCGUCUUCAGGAGUUUUUGGCAACAAUAUUCAACACUAUCUUCAGCAGACUUUAGCAUGUGAUUCCUGGCAAAUUCCUGUUGAACUCUAAGGAGCUUUGCUGUUCAGAAGUGGGAUUCCUGUGGAAGCAUGCUGUUCUGUUGCAAAGCCUAACCAAGAGUCAGCUGGGAAGGAAGUCUUUUAUAAGACACAAUGCUGAAGGAAUAGACUAAAAAUAGGACUUGAAAAAUAGCCACAGUUAGGAGAACUUGGUUUAACUGGUGUCCUGUUUUCUAGAGGGGACCGAAUUGGGAGCACAGAGCUUUGAACAGAAGAGCAGCAGUGAGCAUUCUCUCAUCUUGGGUGUGAAUAUAACAUACAAUGCACACUGUAUACAUCUGCAAAUUAAUCCUUACUGUUAGAAUUUCGUUGAUUAUAUUUUUGUAUGUAAAUAUAUUAUUGUUAUUAUGAUUAUAAUAAUUAUUAUUAAAAAUGUUAUUAUUAUUUUUACUAUUAUAAUUAUUAUUAUAAAUAACCUUGAGACUGCCUAAAAGCUGAUCAUUCCUUUUCUUUUAACAAUUUUAUUUGUGGAGGAAAAAUCUGUGAGCCCUAACCAUAACCACUACACCAGAGCUAGUGAAACAUAAACGGUUAUUUAUUUUUUUAUUCUACAGAAUAGAGCAUCAAUGACCCACUCGCAUAAAAGCUUAGUGAGUCAGGUAACAGUAUGGAUAUGACCCACAAUUACAUUUACAAAGAUUUGCAGAGACAAUACAGAUUCACAGUAUAAAUCAGAAUGAAAGUAAUGCUUUUGGUGUAAUAAAAUUGAAGAGCCAUUACAUUUAAGCCCCCCACCCAUGGCACACACAUACAUAGAUUACGGUUUAAACAAUGCACAAUUUUAAUGUCCACUAAGGAUUUUACCACGAAGAAAAGAAAAUGAUAAGCACUACAGCUACCCAUACACGUUGCCUUACACCCUAGUUUAACUGCAACCUGAAAAAACACAAUCUCACCCACAGAAACAAUGCAAUGGAUCUAUUCUCAUGGUAUGAUUGGAGCCAUGGUAUGAUAAUAGCAAUUCUACCAUACUAGGACCACUGAGCACUAUGUGCUCUGAAUCCAAUGUGUUCUCAUUGCUGUUCUAAUACUGAAUCACAAUGUUUCUUCUCCACAAACAAAAUAUUUGGUUGAAAGCAAACAUACCAAACCAUGUCUCUGUAGUCUGAAGGUUUACGCUGUGAAUGGUGCCAUAUGAAAGGUGGAUUGGCUUAUUGGUACAUACCAUUUAAAAAGGAAUGUCUGUCCAGCGCUAUUUGCAGGCUAUAGGUAAACCAGUAUCAAUUCCCAUAUACUAGUAAGUAAUGCUUUGGUACAAUUAACAUCUUGUCUGUUGUUCAAAAUAGUGUGUGUGUGUGUGUGUGUGUGUGUGUGUAUAUGUAU